Humulus lupulus (European hop) is the source of this 2736-nucleotide messenger RNA. RefSeq names its product jacalin-related lectin 4-like. Gene Ontology annotation, molecular function: carbohydrate binding. The coding region runs from base 1 to 2736 and encodes 911 amino acids. Lineage: Eukaryota; Viridiplantae; Streptophyta; Magnoliopsida; Rosales; Cannabaceae. The record is from RefSeq and is a predicted model, not a curated record. The transcript has 13 exons.
AUGCUGAUCGAUCAGGCGUCCUCAGGAGGAGUCAUUUCGGUGGGACCAUGGGGGAGUCGUUCGGGUGGUGACCCUUGGAGCUACAAACCCAGCUCUGGAAUAACUGAGAUAACCCUCCACGAAGGUGGUAAUAUCAAGUCCAUUUCCUUCAAAGACGAAGAUGGCUUUGUCUCUGAGACAUUCGGUGGCCAUAGCCCUGAUCCUUGGGAUUGGGGAAAUAAGAUACAGGUCACUAUCGAUUUCCCUUCGGAGUAUUUCAAAUCCAUAAGUGGAACGUAUGGUGUGUACAAUGAUGUACCUGAUGUUAUCAUUUCACUAUCUUUUCACACAAAUCUCAAGACAUAUGGACCUUUCGGAACCAGUACUGCUUCUGCUAAGCCUUUCAGCAUCCCCAUGACAGACUGUGUCGUAGUUGGAUUUCAUGGACGCUGUGGCUAUUACCUUGAUGCUCUUGGUAUUUAUGUCAAACCAGUAGAUCCAGAUGGAAGCAUUUCAUUUGGGAAAUGGGGAGGUAGGGGUGGAAAUGACACCAUUAAUUUCACAGUGGGAAGUAGUAGUUGGAUAAAACAGAUAUCAGUCCACCAUGAUGAUUUCAAUAUCAAGUCUCUCUCCUUCAAGGACGGUAAUGACCGCGUCUAUGGAAAAUUUGGUGGCAACGAAUUUGGUGUAGAAAAAAUAAUUGAGUUUGAUGGGCUUUCGGAGUUUUUGACGUCUAUAAGUGGGACAUAUGGAAAUCAUCGUGGAUUAACUGUGAUCACAUCAUUAUCAUUUAUAACAAAUCUUAAUACAUAUGGACCAUUCGGAAAAGCAACAGGCACUGCUUUCUCAAACCCAAUUCAAGGUGGCGUCGUUGUUGGAUUCCAUGGAAAAUCAGGCUACUACAUUGACUCAAUUGGCUUCUAUGUCAAACCGGCGUCCUCAGGAGGAGUCAUUUCGGUGGGACCAUGGGGGAGUCGUUCGGGUGGUGACCCUUGGAGCUACAAACCCAGCUCUGGAAUAACUGAGAUAACCCUCCACGAAGGUGGUAAUAUCAAGUCCAUUUCCUUCAAAGACGAAGAUGGCUUUAUCUCUGAGACAUUCGGUGGCCAUAGCCCUGAUGCUUGGGAUUGGGGAAAUAAGAUACAGGUCGCUAUCAAUUUCCCUUCGGAGUAUUUCAAAUCCAUAAGUGGAACGUAUGGUGUGUACAAUGAUGUACCUGAUGUUAUCAUUUCACUAUCUUUUCACACAAAUCUCAAGACAUAUGGACCUUUCGGAACCAGUACUGCUUCUGCUAAGCCUUUCAGCAUCCCCAUGACACACAGUGUCGUAGUUGGAUUUCAUGGACGCUCUGGCUAUUACCUUGAUGCUCUUGGUAUUUAUGUCAAGCCAGUAGAUCGAGAUGGAAGCAUUUCAUUUGGGAAAUGGGGAGGUAAGGGUGGAGAUGACCCCAUUAAUUUCAAGGUUGGAAGUAGUAGUUGGAUAAAACAGAUAUCAGUCCACCAUGAUGAUUCCAACAUCAAGUCUCUCUCCUUCAAGGACGGGAAUGACCGCGUCUAUGGAAAAUUUGGUGGCAAGAAUCCUAACGAUUUUGGUGUAGAAAAAAUAAUUGAGUUUGAUGGGGUUUCGGAGUUUUUGACGUCUAUAAGUGGGACAUAUGGAAAUUAUCGUGGAUUAACUGUGAUCACAUCAUUAUCAUUUAUAACAAAUCUUAAUACUACAUAUGGACCAUUCGGAAAAGCAACAGGCACUGCUUUCUCAAACCCAAUUCAAGGUGGCGUCGUUGUUGGAUUCCAUGGAAAAUCAGGCUACUACAUUGACUCAAUUGGCAUCUAUGUCAAACCGGCGUCCUCAGGAGGAUUCAUUUCGUUGGGACCAUGGGGGAGUCGUUCGGGUGGGGACCCUUGGAGCUACAAACCCAGCUCUGGAAUAACUGAGAUAACCCUCCAUGAAUGUGGUAAUAUCAAGUCCAUUUCCUUCAAAGACGAAGAUGGCUUUAUCUCUGAGACAUUCGGUGGCCAUAGCCCUGAUCCUUGGGAUUGGGGAAAUAAGAUACAGGUCACUAUCGAUUUCCCUUCGGAGUAUUUCAAAUCCAUAAGUGGAACGUAUGGUGUGUACAAUGAUGUACCUGAUGUUAUCAUUUCACUAUCUUUUCACACAAAUCUCAAGACAUAUGGACCUUUCGGAACCAGUACUGCUUCUGCUAAGCCUUUCAGCAUCCCCAUGAAAGACAGUGUCGUAGUUGGAUUUCAUGGACGCUGUGGCUAUUACCUUGAUGCUCUUGGUAUCUAUGUCAAGCCAGUAGAUCCAGAUGGAAGCAUUUCAUUUGGGAAAUGGGGAGGUAGGGGUGGAAAUGACACCAUUAAUUUCACAGUGGGAAGUAGUAGUUGGAUAAAACAGAUAUCAGUCCACCAUGAUGAUUUCAAUAUCAAGUCUCUCUCCUUCAAGGACGGUAAUGACCACGUCUAUGGAAAAUUUGGUGGCAACGAAUUUGGUGUAGAAAAAGUAAUUGAGUUUGAUGGGGUUUCGGAGUUUUUGACGUCUAUAAGUGGGACAUAUGGAAAUUAUCGUGGAUUAACUGUGAUCACAUCAUUAUCAUUUAUAACAAAUCUUAAUACUACAUAUGGACCAUUCGGAAAAGCAACAGGCACUGCUUUCUCAAACCCAAUUCAAGGUGGCGUCGUUGUUGGUUUCCAUGGAAAAUCAGGCUACUACAUUGACUCAAUUGGCAUCUAUGUCAAACCGGGAGAGGCAGAAUAA